Messenger RNA from Penicillium maclennaniae, 777 nucleotides. Its product is annotated as SGNH/GDSL hydrolase family protein. Gene Ontology annotation, molecular function: hydrolase activity, acting on ester bonds. NCBI's taxonomy places the organism in Eukaryota, Fungi, Ascomycota, Eurotiomycetes, Eurotiales, Aspergillaceae. The coding region runs from base 1 to 777 and encodes 258 amino acids. The record is from RefSeq and is a predicted model, not a curated record. The transcript has a single exon.
AUGAAUACAAAAUUGAAGCAGCUUAAGAUUGCGAGUCUGGGAAGUUCUUUUGCCUCAGGUCCAGGCAUUCCCCCAGAAAUUCCACCCCUCGGGGCCGGGCGAUCAGGGCAGAAUUACCCUCACAUCUUGGCCCAGCAUCUAGACGCUGAGCUCACCGACCUGACUGUCUCAGGCUCAACUCUUCUCGACAUUACAAUCACCCAACAGAUUAACCCAUUCACCGGUGGAUUAUUCCCCACCCAACUCUCCAAUCUGCCCGAAGAUGCGGAUAUCGUGACCAUCACUGCUGGUGGCAACGACAUUAAUUACAUCGGUGGCCAGAUCUCGGAUGCAUGUGCUGCGCUGGGCGUCGAAUCACCGGUGCCAAACACCGGCGCGUUAUCUCCAGACGCACUAGCUGGAAGACUAGCCGGGGUCGUCGAUGCUAUACACGAACGAGCCCUGGGAGCUCGCGUGUUCCUUGUCGAAUACCUUGCUGUCCUGGGACCCGACACGCGGCCGGGUCAUGAUAUCCCCUUUAAUCAAGAAAGAGUGGAACAUUAUCUCGGGGUCGCAUCUGCAAUGUCAAGAGCCUAUUGUGAUGUAGCAGAAAGCAGGAGUGAGUGGUGUCAGAGGGUACCAGUCAACGAGUACAGCCUGAGACAUGCACUUGGUAGCGAGGAGCCUUGGGUUGGACGAUUUGACGGGUCGGACGGACCGAUGCUUCAUCCCAAACUCGUGGGAAUGAAGGCAGUAGCUGGUUUGCUACUCGAGACGAUCAAAAAGCUGCCUAUGUGA